This is a messenger RNA of Chlorocebus sabaeus (green monkey), 2690 nucleotides long. It is a transcript of the gene NAP1L4, whose product is annotated as nucleosome assembly protein 1 like 4. Lineage: Eukaryota; Metazoa; Chordata; Mammalia; Primates; Cercopithecidae. The record is from RefSeq and is a predicted model, not a curated record. Gene Ontology annotation, biological process: nucleosome assembly. Gene Ontology annotation, cellular component: nucleus.
GUCCUAGUCAGAGCAGGUAGCGGCGGCCGCGGCGGGCCUGGAGCCUGGGGCUUGGAGCUUGGGGCCUGGAGCCCGGGCCUGGGGCGCUGGCGGGCGGCCCCUCCCAACUCCCGGCGCGCCUCUCCCGGCUGUCGGCCCCCCUGAAGGUCAGGGCGCUUUGUUCUGCGCCGCGGGCGGCCUCCUGGGCGGCGGCCCCGCGGAGGAGGCGAAGACGGCUAGAGGCGGCGGCCGCUCAAAUCUCCCGCUAGCCUGGCCCGCCCCGCGUGCGGGGGCCGCGGCGGUUACACGGCCGGGCGCGCCGGAGCGUUCAGGCUUCCCGUUUUUAAGGGGAUAAAAACAUUCAGAUGGCAGAUCACAGUUUUUCAGAUGGGGUUCCUUCAGAUUCCGUGGAAGCUGCUAAAAAUGCAAGUAAUACAGAAAAGCUCACAGAUCAGGUGAUGCAGAAUCCUCGAGUUUUGGCAGCUUUACAGGAGCGACUUGACAAUGUCCCUCACACCCCUUCCAGCUACAUCGAAACUUUACCUAAAGCAGUAAAAAGAAGAAUUAAUGCAUUGAAACAACUUCAGGUGAGAUGUGCUCACAUAGAAGCCAAGUUCUAUGAAGAGGUACAUGACUUGGAAAGAAAGUAUGCAGCACUAUACCAGCCUCUUUUUGACAAGAGAAGAGAAUUUAUCACCGGUGAUGUUGAACCAACAGAUGCGGAAUCGGAAUGGCACAGUGAAAAUGAAGAGGAAGAGAAAUUGGCUGGAGACAUGAAAAAUAAAGUAGUCAUAACAGAAAAGGAAGCAGCAACAGCUGAAGAGCCAAAUCCCAAAGGAAUUCCAGAGUUCUGGUUUACCAUCUUUAGAAAUGUAGAUAUGCUAAGUGAAUUAGUCCAGGAAUAUGAUGAACCAAUCUUGAAACACCUGCAGGAUAUUAAAGUGAAGUUUUCUGACCCUGGACAGCCUAUGUCUUUUGUGUUAGAGUUCCACUUUGAACCCAACGACUACUUUACCAACUCAGUCCUGACAAAAACCUACAAGAUGAAAUCAGAACCAGAUAAGGCUGAUCCCUUUUCCUUUGAAGGUCCUGAGAUUGUGGACUGUGACGGGUGUACCAUUGACUGGAAGAAAGGAAAGAAUGUUACUGUCAAAACCAUCAAGAAAAAGCAGAAGCAUAAGGGUCGAGGCACUGUUAGAACAAUUACGAAACAAGUACCCAAUGAGUCCUUUUUCAACUUCUUCAAUCCACUGAAAGCAUCCGGGGAUGGAGAAUCACUGGAUGAAGAUUCUGAAUUCACAUUAGCCUCUGAUUUUGAAAUUGGACACUUUUUCCGUGAGCGGAUAGUCCCGCGGGCUGUGCUGUACUUCACUGGGGAGGCCAUAGAGGAUGAUGACAAUUUUGAAGAAGGUGAAGAAGGAGAAGAGGAGGAAUUAGAAGGUGACGAGGAGGGAGAAGACGAGGAUGAUGCAGAAAUUAACCCCAAGGUGUAAUUUUUGUCUGUUAAUCAUUCAUACGUUUCUAGAAGGAACCCAGCCAGCCGGCGGAAUGCAAGCAGCAGUAGGAAGCGGAGGCGGGUGCCUGGCAGACCGACUGUCGGGACUCCAGGCCUGUGGGCGGGACCUCGGUCCUUGCCGCAGCACAAUCCCGUCGACAGAGCUUACUCCAUCUAACUCGUUUUCAAGUGCAUGAUUUUCACUUUCACUUUUCCUUUUUCCUUAUUAUUUUGCUUAACUUGUACAGUGGCAACUGAAAUGCAUUUCAGAAAUAGGAGGUUUCGUCCAGCACCCUCUGCAGCCUUGGUGCCUGUAGCUCUGGACUUGCCUGGGCCCUGUGGGAGGGCCCCAUAGAUCACAUCGGGGUGGGGGCGGUCACUUGGCAAAAAGGGCCGAAGUCUGAUGUGGUUCCCAGGAUCUAGAACCUCUCCCGCCCUCCUGCAGUUGGACUGAAUUCUUCCCUUUCAUUUGAAGAAACCCACUUGCUGUUUCCAGCUGCUUAAUCUGCCGAGUGUGCAGCCUGCGUCACCUGUUAUAUGCUAAUCAUCUCAGAAGGGCUGUGUAGAGUAGGGCUGUGUUCUUCUUAGGAUGUUGCUUCUUGAUUUUCUUUUUUUAAGGGGUGGGUCAGGGUUGUGACACACCAGCCCAGGCAAGAGCUGCUGCGGGUCACCUCAUAUUUAUUUAUCCCUUCUUGCCUGUGAGGACUGCGGCCUUUCGCUGUCACUCGCCCUCACCAUUUCUGAACCACCUUGGUGACCUGAGCGGGAAGAUGUGCCACUUCCUAGCAGGAGCAAGGCCUGUGCAGAAGAAACGCUGCUCCUUGCCACCAGGGCUGAAGACGCGAGCCCGUCCUCAUGACGCAGGCGCCGCCCUGCUGCCGGAGCCGGGCUUCGGCGGUCUUCUCCAGUGAGGGGCUGGGCUGGGAAGUCCUGCGUUUCAGUUGAGCGUAUGAGCGUCAAGUCCUGCUUUCUCAGUAGCCCCAUUGCUGGGCCCCACCAUUCAUCCUGUCUGAAGGUCUUGGGUUUGGUGUGACCGGUUGGCGGCUGGUGGGUGGGGUUUCCAAGUCGGGGACGGCGCUCUCCAGCAGCCUGGGGAUGGCCGUGUCCGCACUGACCAGGCCUGUGGAGAGUGCUCAGCCUAACCUUAGAACACAUUUGUAACUGAAUACAGUGUUUUCAAUUUGUACAGAAUAGUUAGAAUAUUCUAUUAAAGUUG